ACCUAGAGGAUAACAAGAAUUUCAGUCAUAAACCAUUAACCCAUAAUAACAAAUAUUCCUUAGUUAAAUCCACAGGAAAGAGUGUCAACAUAAUGAAUUAUUCAAACUGUAACCUUUUGCUAGUAUUUCAGAUAGUUUUUAUUAGUGCCUCCUUACCAAUUUAUUUUGUUGGUCAAAUAGUGGGUCUUUGGUUUUUUUUCUUCAAUCCUGAAGAGACUAGGAUAUCAGCCACAGUGGAUUCUUCAAGUCAAAUCAAUAAAUUACUUGAUGAAAUGCAGAGUUUUUAUCCAUUGCAAAAAAAAGCAACAUGGAUAAGUUUUCUCGCAGCACUCAAUAGUGUUAUAGAAGAAGAGCCAUCCCAACCAGCAGUUCUUCUUUUUGUUGGCAGAAAUGCAACAGCUUCAAAGCAUACCAUGCAGUGUCUUGCUCUAACUUUGGCUGUCAAUGUCAACAAGCUAUUGCAUAAGACGAGUUUCGCCAAGGCCGACUUCCCAGGAGUGACAGUCAAAGUUGAUGAAAUUGCCGAUGUUCUGCAACAGGACGACACUAUCAAACAAGAACUAGAUGAGCAAAUCUAUUCUGUCCUUAGCCAGUCCUUUUCAGUUGUUCUUGGACCCUUGGAGAAGAUCCCACCACGAGCAGCUUUACUUUUGCACGGCUACUGCGACAACUUCAUGGCUCCUUUCAAGAAACGUGUAGUUAUCUUGACUGCCACGUUUGAUUUUGACAUCUCGCACGAUUCAAAACAGUUGGAACAGAAACUUCACAAUCUCUGGUAUCCCACAUUAGGCGUAGACAAAUCCGCUUCUAUUGUGUCACGGGUGGCCAACAACGUGGUUUUCAUCGAACCAGAAACGACCCUGUACCUGCACGACUGCACAACUCCGCACUGACAUCGGACGUCUACCAUUCGUACGCCGUACUAAACAGCUUACAUUUUAAACUAAAAGAAAAAAUUAAAAUAUUAAACUCAAAUUUGUGAACAACAGCGUCUAUGAACUGAUAAUUCUUGUUCAAUAGCCUUGCAGUAUAAUAUUAUUAACAAAAUUAAAACGUGGUUUAACCUGG
Messenger RNA from Daphnia magna, 1068 nucleotides. RefSeq lists its product as uncharacterized. The record is from RefSeq and is a predicted model, not a curated record. Gene Ontology annotation, cellular component: membrane. Gene Ontology annotation, biological process: membrane organization. Gene Ontology annotation, molecular function: ATPase activator activity. Lineage: Eukaryota; Metazoa; Arthropoda; Branchiopoda; Diplostraca; Daphniidae. The coding region runs from base 93 to 893 and encodes 266 amino acids. The transcript has a single exon.